Messenger RNA from Drosophila subobscura, 357 nucleotides. RefSeq names its product sperm flagellar protein 1-like. The transcript has a single exon. The coding region runs from base 1 to 357 and encodes 118 amino acids. The record is from RefSeq and is a predicted model, not a curated record. Lineage: Eukaryota; Metazoa; Arthropoda; Insecta; Diptera; Drosophilidae.
AUGUCACGCCUCGUGAAACUAACUGACUCGCAGUACGAGAUGCUGUGCGAUUGGCUGGAGACGCACGACAUCCAUCUGGAUCGUCACACUAGGAAUCAAUUUCGCGACGCCCUGGCCAUUGCCCGUGUCAUUGAGCGGAUGCAUCCCGAGGCUGUGGCUCUGCACAGCUACAGGCCGCGCACCGGUGUGGCCAGGCUGAUUGACAACUGGCAGAUAUUCAAUGCCCGUGUCCUGACUAAACUCAAUAUGGGCAUCACACGCUUGGAUAUGCAGCGACUGGCCACGGGCAACGAAGAUGCCUUAGAGUCGCUCCUCUAUGGCCUAAUGGUCGCCGACUACAGCCUGCUGAAGCGUUAG